AUGGCGGCGAAGUCGGACGGCGUGUUGGGGGUCGGCUCUGGUUUCGCCCAGCUGCACAACAUGGACGAAGCAGCAGCUGCGGCGGUGGGGGAAGGCAGGGGAGAUGGGGAUCCCAGGGAGAGCAGCUCCAUCCACAUCUGUCACUGCUGCAACACGUCUUCGUGCUACUGGGGCUGCAGGAGCGCCUGUCUGCGGUCCCUGUUGGGAAAGGGGAAUGGGAAGGGAACUGGAGGGCUGGGGGGACUUGGGGGCCAAGGGGAGGGUCAGGGAAAACAGCAGCCAGCGAAGGGGGACAGGGCCUGGCUAGACUGCUUGUGGAUAGUGUUAGCCCUGCUGGUCUUCUUUUGGGAUGUGGGCACCGACCUGUGGCUGGCUGCAGACUACUACACCAAGAGGGACUACCUGUGGUUCUCGUUGACCCUCUUCUUCGUGCUAGUCCCAUCCAUUAUGGUACAGAUUCUCAGCUUCAGGUGGUUCGCCCAGGAUUAUACUGCUGGAGGGCUGGGGGCGGUGGAAGGACUUAGCAGCAAGGGACCCCCGAUGAUGGGGAACACCCACCACUACCACCGCCACCAACACUACUCUACCACCACCAGCACCCAGGCGGAGAGGUUUUGCAGGGUGUCUGUCUGGAUCUGGCAGUCUGUCAUUCACAUUCUGCAGAUGGGGCAAGUGUGGAGAUAUCUACGAACCAUGUACCUGGGCAUUCAGAGCCAGAGGCAAAAGGAACACCAACGGCGUUUUUAUUGGGCUAUGAUGUACGAAUAUGCAGAUGUCAACAUGCUGCGCCUCUUGGAGACUUUCCUAGAGAGCGCUCCACAACUGGUGCUACAACUCUGCAUAAUGAUCCAAAAGAAUCGUGCAGAGACCCUACCAUGUGUUUCCUCUGUGGCCUCCCUGAUGUCCCUUGCUUGGGUGCUAGCCUCCUAUCACAAGCUCCUACGGGACUCCAGGGAUGACAAGAAGAGCAUGAGCUACAGAGGGGCGCUCAUCCAUCUCUUCUGGCGACUUUUCACCAUAUCAUCCAGAGUUAUAUCUUUUGCCCUCUUUGCUUCAAUCUUCCAGCUCUACUUUGGGAUCUUUGUAGUGGUCCACUGGUGCGUCAUGGCUUUCUGGAUCAUUCACGGUGGGACAGACUUCUGUAUGUCUAAGUGGGAGGAGAUCCUUUUCAACAUGGUGGUAGGAAUUGUGUACAUUUUCUGCUGGUUUAACGUCAAAGAAGGCCGGACUCGAUAUAGAAUGUUUGCUUAUUACACUGUUAUUCUGACAGAGAAUGCUGCCUUGACGUUCCUUUGGUAUUUAUACAGAGAUCCUGACACAACUGACUCAUAUGUCGUGCCAGCACUGUGUUGUGUUUUUAUUAGUUUUGCUGCUGGGAUAGCAUUCAUGCUCUUAUAUUAUGGUGUACUGCAUCCUAUGGGGCCACGAGCUAAAAUAUUUGCCAGCUCCUGUUGCGCCGAGCUGCUCUGGGGCAUUCCUUUGCCCCCUGAUGUUGAGCCUAUGGCACCUCAAACCCCAGGGUACCGGGGGGCCCAGGCUACGCCUACCAGAGCGGUUACGGAGCAACAGGAUGACUUAACCGCUGACACAUGCUUGCCCGUUUUCCAGGUGAGACCAUCUGUGCCAUCCACUCCAUCUGGGCGUCCUUAUUAUCCUGAAGGGCCCCUCAUAAAGAUUGACAUGCCAAGAAAAAGAUAUCCAGCCUGGGAUGCUCACUUUGUAGACAGACGGUUAAGAAGGACUAUCAACAUUCUUCAGUACAUCACCCCCACAGCUGUAGGUAUAAGAUACAGAGAUGGUCCUCUCUUGUAUGAGUUACUACAAUACGAGUCUUCUCUCUAA
Molecule: messenger RNA, 1842 nt
Organism: Bombina bombina (fire-bellied toad)
Lineage: Eukaryota; Metazoa; Chordata; Amphibia; Anura; Bombinatoridae
Gene: XKR6
Product: XK related 6
Exons: 3
Coding region: 1-1842 (613 amino acids)
Biological process (GO): phosphatidylserine exposure on apoptotic cell surface; apoptotic process involved in development; engulfment of apoptotic cell
Cellular component (GO): plasma membrane
Source: RefSeq, a predicted model, not a curated record